AAGCUAACCAACAACUCAUUCGAGAGGAUAUUCAAAAACCUGUUCAAGUAGCUAUCCAAGAACCCGUUCAAAAGAAUAGAGACUAUAUUAGCCAGGAGGAGGCAAACAAAUGGGUUAACCCAAAUGCCCGAAAACCUGGUGAACAUUUUAAAACAUGGGGAACACGACUACAAAAAAGAUGGAAAGAACUUG
Molecule: messenger RNA, 192 nt
Organism: Racocetra persica
Lineage: Eukaryota; Fungi; Glomeromycota; Glomeromycetes; Diversisporales; Gigasporaceae
Source: the annotation of a GenBank genome assembly